Cordyceps fumosorosea ARSEF 2679 is the source of this 825-nucleotide messenger RNA. Its product is annotated as lovastatin nonaketide synthase. The record is from RefSeq and is a predicted model, not a curated record. The transcript has 3 exons. The coding region runs from base 1 to 825 and encodes 274 amino acids. NCBI's taxonomy places the organism in Eukaryota, Fungi, Ascomycota, Sordariomycetes, Hypocreales, Cordycipitaceae.
AUGACCAACAAUCUGCUAGCCUGGCACCCCGCCGCCGAGCUCUUCGCGUCAUGGCUCCUCGCCAAGCAGGGUGACUGCCGCGAGACAGCGCUGGUGGAUUGUGGCGCCAAGCACCUCGUUUUCCUCUCUCGAGCAGGCGUCGCAAAGAAUGAGGACGACCUGAAGCGGUUUGCUGACCGUUUGGUAUGCCCUUGCUCAUCACGCACACCAUCAUCUCGGCAUCAACGCUACCAGCAUCGACGUCGGUUGGUGUCCGACUCGUCUCACUUCACCGCGGCUGGCGAGUUUGACGACCUCGACAAUUAUCUGGGCAGAUACCAGCACGGCUGGCAUUGGCUGCAGACAAAUCUCGAGGAGCUUGGGGGCAAUGCGCGCAGUGAUGAGAGGCCACGUGGCAACCGGCCAAGAUCUCCCAGCCCAGUUGUCUUGGGUCUUGGGAACCGCAUUGAGCAUAGGGAGAAUUCUGGAGGCUACACUGCAGACAAAAAGUUUGCGCUCCGUGUUGUGAGAAACAUCGUCGAGGAAGGCGAUGGGGGGAAGCAAGAUGCGGGCAUCCUCCUAUCGAGCGCUACGAGCACGUCGGAGGCGGUUUCCAUUGUCGAAGAGGGCAUCAAAGAGCUGGUUGCCGCGGCCAUGAGCAUAUCUUUGGACGGGAUCGAUGGCCAGAAGCCUCUUUAUGACUAUGGUGACCCGCAAUCGGGCUCUCAAAACAUGAAGAGUGACAUUUCGGUUUUCGAUAUUCUGAGCGCCAUGCCAGGAGCCGAAGUCGCGGGCAAGAUUGCGGCCAAGAGCCAGCUGGUCACGGUCCUCGCAGGCGAGGAUUAG